AUGUCUGAUAAUUCAAUACCAUUAAAUAAUUAUCAAUACUUAUUAAAAACAGAAAACUUAGAACCAUUAAAAGACUAUGUAAUACAGUUAACAAAACAAAUACUGGAAAAUCAACAGAAAUUAAAUGAAUUAGUAUAUACAAUUGAUGAAAAAUUGAGAUAUCCAAUUUAUUUACCAUCAAAAGAACAAUCAAAGGAUACCGAUGAAGUAAGAUACAUCCUAACUCAGAAAUACGACCUACCUGAACCAAAAAAAGAUAGAAAGGAAACUUUGAAACUAGAUAUAGCGUAUCUAAAAAAUUUGCUAGUGGGAAAGAAGAAAAAGAACCAAGAAUUGUUACUGAUUGUUCAUGAUUACGAGGAGUUUAUAGCUAGUGUUAUUCCAAGUUUGAUUGAGAGUUUGAAAGACUUGGAUUCUUCGAAUGAUGAUGUAUUAAGUGAGAUACAUACUAAGAAAAAUGAAUUAGUUGAUGAUUUAUAUUCCAAAUAUGUCAAGAAUGUUGAAAAGAUUGAUUUAGUUGCAUCUGUUGUCAACAAGUUCUUGAAAUUGGUUGAUGAUAAUGAUGAUUCAAGGGUCAUCGAAGGUCAAUUGAUGAGUUUGAACAGAUUAAAAGAUAAAUUGCAAAAUGGUCCAAUAUGA
Insectozyma verbasci is the source of this 639-nucleotide messenger RNA. Lineage: Eukaryota; Fungi; Ascomycota; Pichiomycetes; Serinales; Debaryomycetaceae. The record is from the annotation of a GenBank genome assembly.